AUGCCAGUAUCCGAAAACCCGAACGAUACCUUGAGCUACAAAAUCACUCCAUUCUCGUCAUUCACGCCGACCGAAUACGCGCGACCGGUGUUCACCCAGACCGAAUCCGUGCGACCAGUGCCGUAUCCAUCUCCAAGUUAUACCGAUUGGAACUCCCCACCUGUUCUGUAUGUCAAGGAGCCGCUUGGGUUCAUAUACCUCUUUUCCACCCCUCAUCAUGAGUCUCUGAACGCGGUGGGCGAAGUCAGGAUCGGUCUGAUCCUUCAUGAGAAGCACCGGGGGUACGGGUAUGCUCAACAGGCUGUGCAGCUUGUCGUGGAAUACGCGUUCGAUGAGCUCAAGUGCCAUCGCAUUCAAGCUACACUACUACAGACGCCGCUGAAAGCACAUGCGCUGAAAUUGUUCACGCGAGAGCGAUUCAGCCAUGAGGGAACCCGCCGAAGUGCUUUCUUCAGUCCGCUCGAACAAGAAUGGAAGGAUACAACUAGCAUGGCGAUGAUCGAUACAGAGUGGGUUAUCCGUUCCUCGUUGCCUGGAGCGCCGCCGACGCUGUGGGAUGAGAUGUUCCUCCGACAUGAGAGGGAGCGUGAUACGCUUUUGCGAUGGGAACAAAUUGGUAGGGAGGAGGAAAGGCGGCUCCUUAAAAAGACCUCUAGCAUGGAGACUAUCCGGUAUGACGCUGGCUCGUAUUCGAGCGACCCGAAAGGAAAGAGGAAGGCUGUCGAUUUGGAGGACUUUGUGGAUGAUCAAGAGUACCUUGCUGCGAGUGGAGAUGUUGAUUUGGCAUUUGAUGCGGAGGAGGAAGAGGAUCCCGAUACCAAGCGCCCAAAGCUUGGUUCUACACCUACUUUCGGGAGUUCCACAACCUUCAUUUUCGGAAGUCUGGAACAAACGCUGACCUCUCCCCCGAUGCCCUCCCCGGGAGUGUCUUACGGCCAAGACCACGAUGGAGACAGCAGCUCCUCCGAAAGCUCCUGGGAUGCUAUGGAGACAUCGAGCAGUUCCUCCUUCGACAGUUUAUCAGAUGUAGAUUGA
Molecule: messenger RNA, 1035 nt
Organism: Desarmillaria tabescens
Lineage: Eukaryota; Fungi; Basidiomycota; Agaricomycetes; Agaricales; Physalacriaceae
Exons: 2
Coding region: 1-1035 (344 amino acids)
Molecular function (GO): acyltransferase activity, transferring groups other than amino-acyl groups
Source: RefSeq, a predicted model, not a curated record